Daktulosphaira vitifoliae (grape phylloxera) is the source of this 1372-nucleotide messenger RNA. RefSeq lists its product as uncharacterized. Lineage: Eukaryota; Metazoa; Arthropoda; Insecta; Hemiptera; Phylloxeridae. The record is from RefSeq and is a predicted model, not a curated record. The coding region runs from base 84 to 1337 and encodes 417 amino acids. The transcript has 2 exons.
AUGUUGUCAUCUCACAGUGUAUCUGGCAAUUAAUUUCAAAACGAUAAAAAAAAAUCAAUUUAAUUUGUUAUAUCUAUUUGACCAUGAACAUAGCAGCCAAGGUAGGAUUAUUUUUUUUAUUUAAUAUUAUACUCUUUAAAUAUGGAAUCAAUGCGGAUGUUCUUGAAAUUCCAAGAAAUAUUGUGGAACCAAUCCAAAAUAUUUUAGAAAUAUUUGAAAAUUGGAUAGAAGAAAACAAAAGAACAGAAAUCAAUGACAUUUUCAUAGUGUAUUUUAAAGAACUCGGUAAGCGAAUCGCACAAAUAUUAAGUUUGCCAUCCAAUAACAAUAUUUGGUGGUUAUGGGAGCUUAGUAUACUUUCAAAUUCAAUUUAUAUAUUUAAUCAGCCUCUAGGAAAAUUGGAAGAAAAUGAUACAGAUUUAAGAAUUUCUAAUAAAACAUAUAGAAUUAUUGUAGCGAUCAGAUUAAUUAAAGACCAAAUAAAAAAUUACCUCAAAAAAGAUAAAAAGAAAAAAGGGUUAUUAGAAUUUUUGUCAUGUACUAUAACAGAUGAUAAAAAACAGCCAGUUAAAUCGAUUGAUGACAUUGGCUCAAAAUUGGAAAGCCUCGAUGAGGCUAUUCAAGGAAAAUUCGGAGAAAUAGAAGAAGAUAAAGUCCAUUUUUAUACACCACAAAAUCUAUUUUUCUUUGAUAUCAUUUUGAAUGAAGAUUCUAUACAGACACUUUUUACAAAUUGUUUACCUUUUAAAUGGAAGAAUUACAAAAAAGAUUUAAAACAAUUAUACUUUCGCGCUAUGAGUGUGUUGGUUGAUGAAAAAGAAACGUAUUUAGAACUAAUUACCUAUAGAGAAUAUUUAUUUUAUGCUGUAAAAAUAUCAUUUUAUGCUCGUAUAAAACAUCUCAUGACAAUCUAUAUUGGUUAUGCGACUAAAAAUGAUAAGCAGAAUAUUAAAUAUUGGGAUGAUCUGUGGAGAUUAACCACACAAUUAGUAAAAGAUUUUAUAAAAUUUUUUCAUUUUGAUGAUGAUAAAAAUUUAAUUGAAAUUUAUAACUAUUUUAGUGGCUCUAAUUUAUUUUCAAUUGAAACCAAAGAAAGAAACAUUUACGACUUAUCAAAUGGUCAUUUAUCCAAAAAAACUGAUUUGUAUUUUGCACAUUUUCCAAAUUUAAAUAGUUUUUUUAAGUUAGAAAUGAAUGAUUUACUAAUAUCGCUAAAUACAAGUUUUAGUGAACUAAAAAUUCAUUUGAAUAAUAUAAAAAAUGUAUUUGAAAAAUUUGACUUAAAAAUUGCUGAGGUAUUUUACAAUACAAUUCCCAAUAAAGUCACAUUUGUAUAGUGGUAAUUUUGAAAUAUUAGUAAUCAUCAUUUUUA